CUAAGGGUUAGGUACUACCCGAUAGUACCCUUAACUGUACCUAGGGUAACUAGUCUCGCGCCGGUCCACGGCGUUCGCUCUAAAGAAAGUCUGGACCCUUAAGAGCGAGUUGCUUGUUCAUCCUCCCAAUCUGUCAAACGUGGGUGUGGGGCAAUAAGUACCUACCUAACCUAUGUACCUAAUGACAAUGGAUAAUGAAUGGAAAUAAGAAACCCCCCUCCUCUUUACUCGCAUAUAAACCUGACAACCCUCAAACCGCAUGCGGCAGUUCCCCGUGUAUGAUAUUAUCUAUCUAUAGACCCCAAAUCCUACCUAUGAAUCCUCUCAAACGUGUUGCGGGGCCGAUUCUCUUGUACCACCUAUAAUUCGUACCUAUAAGCACGUUUCAACUGAUUGAUUACUAUAUUACGCAUCGAUCACGCACACGCCCUCACGAGGAGUUGGAAGAAUUACUGCAUCAAGUAACCCAUCCUACUCCAAGAACCCCUAAAGCCUACAGGGCUAUACAUAGGCAAUCAUGCCGGGCAAGACGAGCCACACCCCAACUAUUUAUUACGAUGUGCCCGUCGCCAUCAUACCUCUUGUCAGUUCGAUACUGUUACUUAUAAGGCUUUAUCGUUGGCAACAAUCUCAAUACUACCAAUUCCUCAACCUCAUCGAUAGCACAAUGGAGGGGACAUUAUCGCGAGUUUCAAACAAGCUUCAAAGCCCCACCACAUUCAGCAAGUUCAACGAGCUCCCUCCGGAACUACGGAUCAAAAUAUGGCAGCAUGCUAUGCCUGGUCCUAGGACGGUCGUUGUCAAGUCUCCAUACGCGGGACAGAAGCAGACGCCUAGAUCAUUAGAAGAAGCUGUAUUAGAUUCAUAUAGCCAAGGGGAAACAUGGUAUUCAACAACACAAAUCCCCGCCCUCUUACAUGUCAACGCCGAGGCCAGAUACGAAGCUCUUAAACAUUACAAGCUUUCAUUUGGCGUAGGCAACAUACAACCGAGAGUUUACGUUGAUUUCAACCGGGAUACUUUAUUCUUUGGCAACUCGGAGCUGAAGCCGGAAUGCUCAUCAUUAUGGGCCUCUACGCAAGGAUUAGAUCAAGUACAACGUCUUGCGGUUGUCCCCGAGGGCGCAUGGCGAGUGCUACGAUGGAAGAAGGUCGAUUUGAAUUCACUGGAGCGGAUAAUAUUUGUACACGACACAGAGAAGCUCGAGUUAGGCUCUCUCCCUCAGCUAGUUGAAGACGAACCGCAAGAUAUCGAAGCGGAGUUGCUUGAGGGACAGGUGCAACGUCUCGAGGAGUUACAGCUACAGCAGGAGUCGCAAGAGAACGGCACGUUGGAUCCAAUGAAGAAGCGGAUGCAGGCAGCCCGUGAGGAGAUCGAUACGCUAAUGAUGGUUCUACCAGCGCAAUGGGAGAAGGAACCAGCAUUGUCGACGGCAGUGUUUAGGAAAAGCCGCGGGGAUAGAUGGGCGUGUUGAUUCGCUAUCCUUUUUUUAGUGUAGACACUCGUCAAAUGCGACAUGUCUUGUCUUUUCUCAUCUUA
This is a messenger RNA of Daldinia loculata, 1539 nucleotides long. RefSeq lists its product as uncharacterized. NCBI's taxonomy places the organism in Eukaryota, Fungi, Ascomycota, Sordariomycetes, Xylariales, Hypoxylaceae. The coding region runs from base 518 to 1474 and encodes 318 amino acids. The transcript has a single exon. The record is from RefSeq and is a predicted model, not a curated record.